CCACCAAAUUUGAAUGGACUGCCAACGGUAGAAUUUCAGAUAAGCUGUGUGAGAAUAACGGAAUCCAUAAAGCUAAGUCUGCUCUCAUUUGCCGUGUUGUUUUCAAGGUCCACGAUGAAAUCAGCGCAAAACAAGCCUUCAGUAAGAAAGACUCCUGGCAAGAUACAAUCAGUCCCAAGACAGCCAGUGAAGGUUUUCUGCCGAGUAAGGCCAAUUAAAAAUAACGAAGAACCCUGUGUAAAAGUGACUUCUGAGAAAACUGUCUCACUUGUUCUACCACCAGAGGCAGUAUCAACUUAUCGUGCAACAUGUUAUAAGGAAAUCAAGCACACUUUCAAACAUGUGUUUGAUGACAAAGCUACACAGAAGGAUGUUUUUGAUCAUGUAGCCUUGCCAUUGGUACAAAACCUUAUCCACGGCAAUAAUGGCUUACUGUUUACUUAUGGUGUUACUGGUAGCGGAAAAACAUUCACAAUGACUGGCGAUCCACAAAAUGGUGGAGUAAUGCCUCGAUGCUUGGAUGUUAUCUUCAACAGCAUAGGCAGCUACCAAGCCAAGAAAUUUGUUUUUAAACCCGAUAGAAUGAAUGGCUUUGACAUUCAAAGUGAUGGAGAUGCCCUUUUAGAUCGCCAGAAAGAACUAUAUUCUGUUAUUUCAUUGAAAACACCAAAGAAAAAAGAUUCUGAUACAGAUGUACUUCAGCGGACUCCGGAUGACACAAAGAUUGGAAGUAUUGAAGACGAUAAUACAUACGCUGUCUUUGUGACUUAUGUCGAAGUUUACAAUAAUGCUGUAUAUGACCUGCUGGAAGAUAUACCUGAAGAUGCAAUAAGGUCAAAGCAACUGCAGUCAAAAAUUGUGAGAGAGGAUGCCAGUCGCAACAUGUAUGUACACUGUGUAACAGAAGUAGAGGUGAAGUCGACUGAACAAGCAUUUGAAGCUUUCUACAAAGGGCAGAAAAGAAAGAGAAUGGCUGUUACUACGCUAAAUUCUGAAUCGAGUCGAAGCCAUUCAGUUUUCACCAUCAGACUGGUGCAGACAAGUCAGUCGCCACCUUUAUACAGGAGUAUACAGUAUAUUGUGUGUCUGACUCUGUUCGCAGGAAAUAUAAAUAAUUCCUUAAUGACUCUUCGAACAUGUUUGGAAAUUCUGAGAGAAAAUCAGUUGAAUGGAGCAAACAAAAUGGUACCCUACAGAGAUUCGAAAAUAACCCACCUAUUCAAAAACUUCUUUGAUGGUGAAGGGCAGGUGAAAAUGAUUGUGUGUGUGAAUCCUAGGAUUGAAGAUUAUGAUGAAACAGUCCAUGUAAUGAAAUUUGCUGAAAUGACGCAAGAAGUUCAAAUGACACAGCCUGCAGGCUUGAAACUAGAUUUUGGAUUAACGCCAGGCAGGAGAAAAGCCAAUGAAAUCUUCAAACAGGCCUUGCAGAAGAUGGAAGAAAAUUCGAAUGGCAGAGCUCAAAAUAUUGAAGUAGACAUCGGCCUUGUGUAUUGUUUGGGACCUCAAUUUCCUUGCUUGGAACUGACUGACCCAGGCCUUGAUAAGUUAAUUAAAGAUCUACUGUCAUUCCUUGAGUUACGCAUGAACAAGAAAAAUGACUUGCUUGAGGACUGGCAAAAAAGACAUCAAGAUUUUCGUAAUAAGUUAAUAGCUGUGGAGAGAGAGAACAUCAUGGCUAGACAGGAUAGCAUGAGCAAGCAAGCUGCUCUUGAACAAGAGAGGAAGAAGACAAGUGCUCUAGAGGCCAAACUAAUGAGUUCAGAAUCGACUAUGAUGAGCCUUCAGCAUCAGCUUCAACAAAAUGAAGCAAAUCUUAUUGCUUUGAAGCAAGAACUUGAGGAGAAAGAGAUGCUGUUACAUCAGCAAAUGGUAGAGAAAGAAAAGUUGAGACAAAAAUACAGUGACAAGAUAGCUGUGGAAAAAGAGAGAAAUACAUUUGACACACAGAAAAGAUUGAAAGAACAAGAAAUUGAGUUUAAGACUCAAAUGAGAGAUCAAGAAAGGAAGCUGAGGAAAGUGAAGCAAAUCUUGUCAAAGGACAAUUCUGCCACCACUUGCACUCCUGUGCAUCCUACGAGAUCUGCAACCACUCUGUACCAAACCCCAGUUGCUUCAGAUAAAACUAAUUCACGUGGAUUGCAGUCACAAAGUUCUAAAAGAGGGCCAGCAGUGAGCAAUCCAAGGCACAGACGAUCUCGAUCAACUGGGGAUGAAACGUGGUUAGACCACAGACCAAGGAAUGCAGUUGAACUUGGUACUGUUAUGCAGCCACUUAUGAAGCGACGCAAAUCAGUUACCAAACUGACAGAUGCGAAGGAUGUCGCCAAUGCAAAGACGUCGAAAUAUUGCCUCAUGACUCAGGAGCAGGAUUCAAGCGGAGAACUGGAAACACGCCUCUAUAAGGCUGAUGUGAUACCAACGUGUGGAGGUGGUGCACAAGUCGUCUUCAACGAUGUAGAAAUGUUAAAGCAGCAAUCUCCAAAUGCAACUCCUCUACGAAAGCGAAAUGCUUCAACUGGUGAUUUGAAAGAUAUAGAAGCUGCGUGUGCUGUGGCUGUGGAAGGACACAAGAGGGCUCGUCAUUAG
Zootermopsis nevadensis is the source of this 2586-nucleotide messenger RNA. The record is from RefSeq and is a predicted model, not a curated record. Lineage: Eukaryota; Metazoa; Arthropoda; Insecta; Blattodea; Termopsidae.